AUGGAACUAAAGCAACAAGGUACGGAAAAAUAUGUCAAGCUUUGGGGGAACCCUGUCCUCCAGCUGAACCCAGCUGUCCCUGGAGUUUUCGGUGGACCAUAUCCUUUUGGCAUUGAUCCAAUUUGGAACAUUGCUACCAAUAAACUGACCUUCCUCAACUCCUUUAAGAUGAAGAUGUCUGUUAUCCUUGGUAUCAUCCACAUGAUGUUUGGAGUCACCCUGAGCCUUUUCAACCAUAUCUAUUUCAAGAAGCCCCUGAAUAUCUACUUUGGGUUUAUUCCAGAAAUAAUCUUAAUGACCUCUUUGUUUAGCUAUUUGGUUAUCCUUAUUUUUUACAAGUGGACAGCCUAUAAUGCUGGCACAUCUGAGAAAGCACCAAGCCUUCUGACCCAUUUCAUAAACAUGUUCCUCUUUUCCUAUGGGGACUCUGGUAAUUCGAUGCUGGGUUCUGGACAGAAAGGAAUUCAGUGUUUCCUGGUAGUGGUUGCACUUCUGUGUGUCCCUUGGAUGCUGCUGUUUAAACCACUGGUCCUUCGCCAUCAAUAUUUGAGGAGGAAGCAUUUGGGAACUCUCAGCUUUGGUGGGAUCAGGGUGGGCAAUGGACCGACAGAGGAGGAUGCUGAGAUUAUUCAGCAUGACCAGCUCUCCACCCAUUCAGAGGACGCAGAGGAGUUUGACUUUGGAGACACCAUGGUCCGCCAGACCAUCCACACCAUUGAGUACUGCCUGGCCUGCAUCUCCAACACUGCCCCCUACCUGCGGCUCUGGGCCCUCAGCCUCGCUCAUACACAGCUGUCUGAGGUGCUUUGGACCAUGGCGAUCCACAUCGGCCUGCGUGCGAAGAGCUUGGCGGGAAGUUUGGCUCUGUUCUUUAACUUCGCCGCCUUCGCCACCCUGACUGUGGCCAUCCUCCUGAUCAUGGAGGGCCUCUCAGCCUUCCUCCACGCGCUGCGGUUACACUGGCCCACCUGUGGCCUUCAAGUGACGGUGUCUUCCCACGUCCUCAUGAAUGAGCCCAAGGAAGUGACGAGUGGCGAGAGAGCAGGCUUCAGAAUCGGGUGA
Hippopotamus amphibius kiboko is the source of this 1062-nucleotide messenger RNA. Its product is annotated as V-type proton ATPase 116 kDa subunit a 1-like. The record is from RefSeq and is a predicted model, not a curated record. The transcript has a single exon. Lineage: Eukaryota; Metazoa; Chordata; Mammalia; Artiodactyla; Hippopotamidae. Gene Ontology annotation, molecular function: proton-transporting ATPase activity, rotational mechanism; ATPase binding. Gene Ontology annotation, cellular component: vacuolar proton-transporting V-type ATPase complex; plasma membrane; proton-transporting V-type ATPase, V0 domain. The coding region runs from base 1 to 1062 and encodes 353 amino acids. Gene Ontology annotation, biological process: vacuolar acidification; proton transmembrane transport.